This is a messenger RNA of Bipolaris sorokiniana ND90Pr, 495 nucleotides long. RefSeq lists its product as uncharacterized. The record is from RefSeq and is a predicted model, not a curated record. The transcript is spliced from 2 exons. Lineage: Eukaryota; Fungi; Ascomycota; Dothideomycetes; Pleosporales; Pleosporaceae. The coding region runs from base 1 to 495 and encodes 164 amino acids.
AUGGGCAUCCCAACAACACCCACCGAAGCCGCACCAGCAUACAACGAUGUAAUCAACAACCACCCUGUAAACCGCUACAUGCCAUCUGGCUCGCUCUCCGGCUACACCACCAUCCCCCAAUCCGAUGAUGCAGACCAACCCCCCUUCACCAGGGAAACCUCGGACAUCGAACCCAACGUCUACACUCACAACACCACAUCCCUGCCUCCUUCGCAGCAGCAGCAACAACAACAACAACAACAACAACAGCCGGAAACUUUUGCCCAAACAAUAACCAAACUGCUUCUCCCCCAGUCAGACGCGCAGCACAAGCACUGCGCCGCGUGCGAUGAGCAGGUUCAUACGGCUGCGAGGCAGAAGAGGGAGAGUGAGAGGUACUGCUGUACGAUGGUUGCAGUGACGUUUAUUACGCUGUUCGUGUGUGGGAUGGUGUUGGGAGUUGUGAUUGUGAAUGCGAAUGCGAAGAAGAAUAAGGAUUUGAAGGGCGGGAUGUAA